Molecule: messenger RNA, 531 nt
Organism: Anthostomella pinea
Lineage: Eukaryota; Fungi; Ascomycota; Sordariomycetes; Xylariales; Xylariaceae
Source: the annotation of a GenBank genome assembly
AUGUCUCGUAUCCAGAUUCCCCUUGACGUCCUGACGUCGCGCCUGAACAUUCAGGACCGCUUCUCGGGCUUCCGCAACACCUCGCUGUCUAGCCGCUUCGCCAACAUGCGCCCCGUCAGCGAGUUUUUCGAUUUCAAGCGCCUCUCCAAGCCCGCAAACUUCGGCGAGGUCCAGUCGCGUGUCAACUACAAUCUAAGCACUUUCUCGAGCAACUACGCUCUGGUCUUUGUGCUUCUCAGCGUCUACGCCUUGAUCACGAACCCCCUCCUGCUCUUCGAUAUCGUGCUUCUGGUCGCUGGUCUCUGGCUCCUGGGACGACUCGGCGGUCAAGACCUCGUCAUUGGCAGCUUCCAUGCCACAUCCUCCCAGCUGUACACCGGUCUGCUCUGCACCUGCGGUCUUCUCUUCAUCAUUGCAUCGCCUUUCUCCACCGUCCUGUGGCUGAUUGGUGCGAGUGGCGUGGUCAUCAUUGGCCACGCUGCUUUUAUGGACAAGCCUAUCGAUGAGGCUUUUUCAGGGGAGGCGGUCUAG